Messenger RNA from Osmerus eperlanus (European smelt), 6333 nucleotides. RefSeq names its product WNK lysine deficient protein kinase 4a (gene wnk4a). The record is from RefSeq and is a predicted model, not a curated record. The transcript has 20 exons. Lineage: Eukaryota; Metazoa; Chordata; Actinopteri; Osmeriformes; Osmeridae. Bases 319 to 4782 code for a protein of 1487 amino acids. Gene Ontology annotation, molecular function: potassium channel inhibitor activity; ATP binding; protein serine/threonine kinase activity. Gene Ontology annotation, cellular component: cytosol; cytoplasm. Gene Ontology annotation, biological process: monoatomic ion homeostasis; positive regulation of potassium ion import across plasma membrane; negative regulation of sodium ion transport.
CCCACUAGAGGCUAUCGCUGGCGACUUUCAUACUGACCACCUAGCUCGAGGAACGUGCACAAGUACUACUGCAGCAGCACUAUGCUUUUUUGGAACACUUUUUGAGGUAAACGCUGAAAAAGGCUACUUUCUGUACAUUUGCGUUUGUGGCAUAAAGUGCUAUUUUUUAAAGUUGUAUUUAAUAAUGCAAUUUGUACACCUAUUCAUGCCAGUUCCUUUUGAAAACAACAGCUACGAGGCAUGUCAAAGCAUGGCAAUCAAAGUUGUGAAAGCGUUUUAAUCCAUUUUAGUUUUCCAAUCCAAGAUUAAACAGACUACAUGAUGUCAAACGCAGAAGUGGAAAUAGCUGGACGCGGCUUUCCAGGUCUUCCUAUGGACGAUGACUGCUUAUCUCCUCAUGUUCCAUCUAUGUUGCGAACCAAUACCUUGAGUGCAAGAAGAAACUCCUAUGGACUUCAUAAGAUUAAUAUGGGUAUUGACACACAGCUUUACAGUGGAACAAUUUCAAAGGCUUUAUCGUGGUCCGCUGAGAAUAUUUUGAGUUUAUCUGUUGAGGAGGAGAAAACCUACUCUCCGUCGUCUCCAUCUCCCGUCUCAAGCCCUGGCUCAAGCACCAACACGUCCCCAUGCACCCAAGACGCAGAACCAGCUUCUCCAACACAGAAGUGGGGCACUGUCCCAAACACACAGGAUGCCAGCUCGGACUCCGAAAAUGAACAGGUUCAAACUAAGCAGCACAAAGUGUUGUCACGCAUUCCAUUUGAAAGCAAAUGGGAACAGGAGGAGAAAGAGGACAUUGAGACGAAAGCUGUGGCAACUUCCCCUGAUGGAAGAUAUCUGAAAUUCAACAUCGAGAUUGGGAGAGGGUCGUUCAAGACUGUUUAUAAAGGACUGGAUACAGAAACGACCGUUGAGGUGGCAUGGUGCGAGCUACAGACCCUCAAGCUGACCAAAGUGGAGCGGCAGCGCUUCAGUGAGGAGGUGGAGAUGCUGAAAGGCUUGCAGCACCCCAACAUCGUCCGCUUCUACGACUCCUGGAAGUCCACGGUGAAGGGACACAAGUGUAUCCUCCUGGUCACUGAGCUCAUGACCUCGGGCACCCUCAAAACGUACCUGAAGAGGUUCAAGGAGAUGAAGCUGAAACUGCUCCAGCGCUGGAGUCAUCAGAUCCUCAAAGGCCUCCACUUCCUGCACACGCGCACCCCUCCUAUCAUUCACAGGGACCUCAAGUGCGACAACAUCUUUAUCACUGGCCCCACCGGCUCUGUCAAGAUAGGGGACCUGGGCCUGGCCACGCUCAAAAGUGCCUCCUUUGCAAAAAGUGUCAUUGGGACGCCAGAGUUCAUGGCCCCGGAGAUGUACGAGGAGAAGUACGAUGAGGCGGUGGACGUCUACGCCUUCGGCAUGUGCAUCCUGGAGAUGGCCACCUCGGAGUACCCCUACUCCGAGUGCCAAAACGCAGCCCAGAUCUACCGCAAAGUCACCAGUGGGAUGAAACCAGACAGCUUCUACAAAGUCAAAGUUCCGGAGCUCAAAGAGAUCAUUGAAGGAUGCAUACGGAUGGAUAAGGAUGAAAGGUACACCAUCCGGGACCUGCUGGAGCACACCUUCUUCCAGGAGAACAGCGGCGUCCACGUGGAGCUGGCCGAGGAGGACGACACGGUCAAGUCGGGCCUGAAGCUGUGGCUGCGCAUGGACGACACCAAGAAGCUGCACGGGAAGUACAAGGACAACAACGCCAUCGAGUUCCUGUUCGAGCUGUACAAGGACGUGCCGGAGGAGGUGGCCCAGGAAAUGGUUGUGCUGGGUUUUGUCUGCGAGGCCGACUUCAAGCUGGUGGCCAAGGCCAUCCGGGACAGGGCGACGGCCAUCAAGCGCCAGCGAGAGAAGCUGCGGCGGCAAGCGGAGGAGCAGCAGAAGAAGAAGAAGGAGGAAGUGGAAGCUGUGGAGGAAGAGCCGGUUGGCCCGUCCUCUCCCAAGGUCGAUGACGCAGCAUGGGUGUCGGCCGCCAUUCCCACCCAGCCCCCGCAGCCCCCCCCAGGCCCGGUCCUGUCCCCCGUAAACACUUCCAUAGACUCGGGCAUCAACGCCAGCUUCCCUGCUGAGCCGGAGGAGCCAGAAGCAGACCAACACCAGCACUUCCACAUCCGACACACCAGCUGCUCUUCUGUUAACUCUGACUGUGAGAUGGACGGCUAUCUCAGCUCCUCUGGGAUGCAGGAGACCCUGGAGGGGCUCACCCCCAGCGGGCCUUCCUGCCCUCCCAACCCACGCGCCCACAACCCAGCCACCAACCCCAUCCCAGCCCUCCGCUUCCCUUCAAGUAUUGCCGUGUCGAGUAGCACCGAGCAAGGCAACCACUCUGGAUCUCCUAGUGGGUUUAACUCUCCAGUGGACAGCUACGCCUCUGACGUGACCUCGGGUUUGAGUGAUGGCUACGAGGGCCUAUCAGAGAAGAGCGGCAAGUCGCCCGUCAGGCGUACGACAGGGAAGCUGUUCAGGAGAAGGACUCGCUCAAGACUGCGCAUCACUGGGCUCUCUGAUAAAGUUGACCGCGUGGUGGAGUGUCAACUGCAGACUCACAAUGACAAGAUGGUGACUUUCAAGUUUGACCUGGAUGGAGAUAACCCUGAGGACAUUUCUGCUGUCAUGGUGCACAAUGAGUUCAUCCUGCCGUCAGAGAAGGAGGGCUUCAUCCACCGCCUGAGUGACAUCAUCAAGCGGGCUGAGGCUCUGAUGGGAAAGGAGCCCUCCGUCCAUGCUGGGGGCCAGGGCCUCCCCAGGACAGCCUACAACAGCGCCGCCAGCACAAUGUCUGCCUCACAGUCUAAUCUCCACAGUCAUAACCUGGCUCGGACACACUCUUCCUCUUCACUUCCUGACGUCAGUAUGCCAGGGCCCGGUGCGGGGACGCAAGCCUUUCCCCCAGGCCUCACAGAAGACUGGUUCAACGCAGACGUUACUUCAGCUGAGCGACCUCUAUUACGCUCCCAGUCUUUCCACAGCGGCGCAGGGCCUCCCUACUUCCACCAGCAGCAUCCCUCUGUCUCGGUGAACGCCUCUGACCCCCGGAUGGCUAAGCCCCCCCAUGCCCAGCACUACCACCACCUGCCUUCCUACAUGGGCCACACCCACUUCCCCUUCCCUUACCCGGUCAACCCUGCUUCCCCUAAACCAGCUGGGACACACCCACCCCUAACACGAGUGGCCAGCACCCCUAUCUUCCCCUCCGUACCCUCCCCAGCCCCAGGCUCCCCCAAUCCCUACACGGAUCCCCCCUGCCCAGGCAACGGCGAGGGCCACCCACUGUCCCCCCCUGCAAACCAGCACCCUGGCAUGUGGCCCCACCACACCCAGCCUCUCUUCUCCCUGGCCAACGUCAUCUCCAUGGCGAUGAGCAUGGCCCACUCCUUCAUCCCAGCCAAUAGCCUGGCCUCCCAGGGAAUGGCUUCCAUGGCUGGCUUCCACCCCCAGUUAGUCCCCCCAGGAGGCUACCCCUCCAUCUACUCCCCCCAAUACCAGCCAGUGGAUGGCUCCUACUCCCCAGAGGGGAUGCCUGGGCAGCACAGCCUCUACCACAGCCCAGACAGCCCACCCCAGAUGCAGAGGGAUGGGGCUGGAUCCGGGUACCAUCACAGCUGGCCUCACCAACACGCCUCCAACAUGCCUCUGCCUGUGAUGACCUCUACUCCUCCACGGAGCCACCAGACGACCACCCAGCAGACGGGCUCCUUCCGUCCUCCCAGCCUACCACAGGAGCGGUCUCAUGGCUACCCUUCCCAGGCCUGUGAGCGAUCAUACAGCUCCAGCCCGUCCUCAGAGCUGUCCCCGUCACCCCCAGACACGCCGGAAAGCACACUGUCAUCAUUCGGCUCACCAAGGGUACGCCCCAUGAUGCCAGAGAUGACUUCCAGCUCUGCCAAGAUAAAUAUACCUUCCACCGAGCCCCACCCUUCCACCCACACCGUUGGACGCUUCCAGGUGACACCCAGCAUGGAGAUCCCGGUGCCCACCGUGGCUAAGCCUGGGUCCUGCAGCAGCACCUCCUCGGAGAGUAGCACGGAGGAGCAGGAGCAGGCCGAGUCGGAGGCCGGCCUGGGCAACCCCUCCCUCGCCGUGUCCCCACCCCUCCCCCACGGGCCUCCUGCGGGGGCCCUCCAAGACCCGGACACUCAGCAGGAAAAUGAGGAGGGAGAGGGGUCGGAGAAAGGGAAGGAGGAGAGAGCGAGGAGGAGGAUCCGGAGGCGAAUGUGCAGCCUCAGCAUCGUGGGGGCGUCAGCGGACGGCGGCCUCUCUGUGACGGCGGCCGGGCCAGAGGUGAGGCUGCGGGAGGGAGCCCAGUCGACGGGCGCCCAGUACGGCUCCACUCUCCACCACCUGUGGAUGAUGAGCUACACCCGCAGCUCCUCUUACAUUAGCACCGAUGAAUCAGAGGGCGAGGAUGAGGACAUGCUGGAGGAGCUUCAGGAGCUGAGGGAGAAACACAUGACAGAGGUGCAGAGUCUCCAAGCCACUCAGAAGAAGGAGAUAGAAGAGCUGUAUGAGAAGAUGGGUAAAGCUCCUCCUCCUGGCAUCGUCUCUCCAGCCGCCAUGCUGUCCAACCGUCAGCGCCGCCUCUCAAAAGGGGGGGGCUACAGCUCCUCCCGCCGAAACAGCCUGCAGUGCCUGGACAUGGCGCCACCCCAAGGUAUCAUACGGAGGAGCUCUCUGGGCGGCAGCAGCAGCAGCUCUCAGGAGAAGCGCAGCAAGGGUGUGACGUUUUCCACGGACAGUAGAAUGUAAUAAUCUUCAGCUAUGUUUGCUGAACAUCCAGACUACCUCAUUUCAAGUGUGACUGUGGGUCGUGCCCGUUCUUUUGGAGGAAGUUACAUCAUACACCGGGAAGAGUGUUCAUAUAGUUGAUGGUACAGUACUGCACCAAUCCCUGCUAUGCAGUGCCCUAAAUAUAACUCCGGAGAUGUGCUUAGGUCUAGCCUCAUAGCCAGAGGGCCAGAUCAGUCAUAAUAUCAUGGAGGGAAAAAAAAGUGACCUUUAUCUAUUGGUUUUGUACUACUUACGAGACAGCAUUUCCUACUGGUCACUCAUUUGCACAAUGUCUGCCAUGUGUUGAUGUGUCAGAACCCUGGUCAUGAUACAUAUCUAUUCACUGCCCUCCACACUAUGACUACAGAAGUCCAAAGGUGUUGUCAUAGUUAUUGUAUGCUUGUUUUCAAAUGUAUAUUUCUGUAAAUGAACCCGGCAUCAUGAGGGACAACAGAUGUCAGAAAGUUAACAGGGUUUUCUUCAUGUUUGUAUUUCUUAGACAGUUCUUGUUUUCAUUUACUUCUGCACUGUAUCUCCCACCUGUUGACUAAACCAUGUCAAUCUGCAGAGUGGCCAUAUCAUUACUAUUGGUCAAUUGCAUAACAGAAAUGAUAAUACAGGUACAAACAGAAAGUGGGGAACAAAAACAAACCAGUAGGAUUAUUCACUUUCACAAGCUACUUUGGUGGUAUGUUAGGUAUUGCCAAAAGGUCAGCCACAUUAGAUUUUGAAAAACUUCUGGUUAAUUAUUUCACACCUUUUUUAUACAGUUAAGUGACUGAGUGGCUUUAACUUUUAUUGUAAAUGUGUAAAUAUUUACAUUUACCAUUAGAUGUUUACAGAUAGUCAAGUAUGUUGUUUUGGCAACUCAACUCAUCAUAUGCAAACUUAAGUAAUAUUCUAUGACGCUAAUCAGGCACCCUCUGCACUUUAGUUAAGUCUACCUAAGUACUCAUUUUGGAAUACAAAAUAACAGUGAGUUCCUCUUUGAAAAUUCUGUUGACAUAUUUGACACUAUUUGCUCUUUUUCACCAUUGAAAAAUGAAAUACUCCAUAAAUGGUGUCUGUCAUUGGCAGAGUAAUUGUCAAUCGAUCACAUCUAAGAAAUUAUAUAUUUAAGUUAAUCUCCUUCUCUGAGCUUUAUACAUUUGCACACAACCAUUAACAGUGUAAACUACAGUAGGAUGUUAUUUCCUCUGGAUGGUGUUAUGAAUCAAUAAACUGUGAACCUUUAGUAGUUGCCUUAUAUAUGCACACUGAAUUCUCUAGAAAUUGAUACUCAUGUAUGACUAGUUCAAAUGUGUAAUAUAUUGAUAAAAAUGUGAGUACAAUCAAAUGUAUGAAUGUAUAUGAUUGUUUCUUUAUGAAGCUGCUGUCCAUCCUCUGUGAAUCUGUGCCUUUUCCUUCUAAUUUCUUAUUUGCUAUUUUUACUCUAUAGGUUUGAGGGCUACAUUAUGUUGCUUCAUUGUACAUUCCCUCACUCUGUAAUUCUUAUUUUGAAAAAUGCAAUAAAUACAAAUUAUAAUAAAA